Entrophospora candida is the source of this 204-nucleotide messenger RNA. NCBI's taxonomy places the organism in Eukaryota, Fungi, Glomeromycota, Glomeromycetes, Entrophosporales, Entrophosporaceae. The record is from the annotation of a GenBank genome assembly.
AUGGUUGAUGUAAUUUCGACCAGUGUGACUGAUGACAUUUUGGAAAGACUUUGCUCUAGUGGUACAGCUGUGGCUCAUGGACUAACUUUUAUGGCAACACUGAUCAAGACAUCAUGUCACAAAAGGGUCAAAUUUGAUGAUAAUUCAGAAUAUGGCAAGCCAGGACUUGGUGAAGGUGGGAAAUCAUCAUCAUCAUCAAUACAA